AUGGUCAAUCCACUCGAUUUAACUAAAUAUACUGAAGACGAUGAAGAUGAUGAAGAAGCUUUCUUGGAAUCUGAACAAAAAAAGAACAAAAAAAGAUCAGAUUGGGCAAAGGGAAAAUCGAGAGCUCAACCAAGUGAAAACUGGGAUAAUGAUUUCCUCUUCGGUUCGGUUUCAACCGAAUCUCUUCCUUUACCUUCGAAGAAUGCGUCUCGUCCAAAUCCACCUACGAGGAAACCGGGUUCAGCUCAAUCUACCUCUGCUUCCACUCAUUUACACUCAUCAUCUCUUCAGCAUUCACUCAAUCAACCGCUUCCUCAACUUCCGAAACAUGCUCCUUCCAACUCACGACCUCUCCUCAGAACUGGCAAUAGUCAUAAAACAGAAGAUGAUUCCGCUCUAAACUUGAUCCCUCAGGACAGUAAUUGCUCUACGCCCCGCAAGAAGGAUCCUCACUCUCCACGAUCUCACCUCUCAGUACCACCUUCUCUGUCAUCCUUUGCAUCUUCGAAUUCAUCUUUCGAUCCUACCGCCUCUCCUUCCUUGCGCUCUUCUAUCAAAAAUACUCCCAAACCUCAACCCCAUCAUCCACCUGCUUCACUUCCUACCGCGUCACGCGGUUUGAGUUUGACUCAUACUGCUCUCGACCUUCAAAACUCGUCCCUCGAUUCAGGCUCAAAAGCAAGCCCCAAGACUAUGGGCCGCAAGGGUACUGUCUCAGAUCGUACUUCACGACCCUCACGACCGCCUCUUUCACUUCGAACUCGUCAGGCUUCACAUAAAGCUGUUUCCUCUCAAGAUUCCGUACCUUCUGUAUCCGAAAUAUCUUCGGUAGACAUUCGGAGUCCAUCCUCUAGUCUCUCAACCACAGAUGAUGGUCAUGGAAAUUGGAGUAGAUCAAGUGGUGAUUAUAGUGCUGGGUUUGGUGGCAGUGGCAAAGGGAAUCGGAGUUUUAACACUGAAACCGAAUUUACUGAGCCUGAGACUGAACUAGAUUGGGGUGAUGACACGGAUUUUGAAAAUCGAUCGUCUUGUUCACCAGCCAAUCUCAGACAACCUGCGGAUCGAGCAUUACAUCGAUCUCAACCUGCUACACAGACGGCUAAGCUCAAUGGGAAUAAUCCAAGUCGAACCACUAGGUCGGGUAGCACUGCUCAUUCCAAUCACCUCGAUGAGCCUUUGCGAGCCAUAUCCGAUUCUAGUUCAUAUCGCUCAAACCUGGUCUCUUCUCCACUAGAGUCAUCUUCACUUUCAGCAUCACAAAAGUCAAAUGAACGCAACCAGGUCCGACGAUCUGCUCAUUCUAGUUUUGACUCACAGACUACCUUCACCACGACACACUCUUCAAAAUCUAGAAAUCUCAAUAAUCCAACUUGCCUCAAUUCUGCUGCUUCUUCUUCCUCUUCUAUUGGGUAUUACAAAUCAAAUCAUUCAGACAUCUCUCUCAAAUCCUCCGCGUCGAGGGUCAGUCGUGAUAGUGUUGAAGUCUUGACGAACAAUUUGAGUCAGAAUCAUGAAGCUCAUCUCAGGAGACAGCAAGCACGCACUCCCUCUUUAAGUUCUGCAUCAUCCAACUUUCCAUUACCUUAUGGCAACCAUUCAUCAGACUCAUAUGAAGCUGCUACCUCUGGCACUGAAACCGACGGUCUUUCAGAUUAUGCUCAAGCCCAUCGUCGAAAAUCCCCAAUGGCCUCCACCUCCUCAUCCAAUCGAGUCACUCCGAAUGCCACUCAAAGAUCUCGAAAGCAAGCAUUAUAUUCAAGGCCUCCAAACGCCAAUCCAUCGACAUCUGUCUCCUCUCUUGCAGGCUCGAUGAGUUCUACUACGUUGAAUAUGAACUCGCUCCUCUCACCAGAUCGCUUCGCUGAUGAUGGUGAUGCAGACGCAGAUAUCAGUUUUGCGCCAUCCACUGAAGAUGACAGUAGGCUCAAAAACUUGCGGAAAAAACUUAGACGAAAACGCCCCUCUGCACUCGCUUUGAGUCCUACCCCUAUCAACAAUUCAUCGACGGUAUUGGAUCGCAAACCUAGCGUAUCCGAGUCAAUAUAUUCAGAUAACCAACUAUCAGGCGAUUUGGCAUUUGCUGCUGAUUCAGAUGAAGAAGGUAGAGGCCAGUUGCGACGUACAUCUCACACCGUGGCAAUUGGUUCGACUUCACCAUAUCAAGUCAUUGAUACAGCAGAAGUUCUCAGUAUCAAUCUCCGUUCUCCCACUCCAGUUGCUCCCGGCCCUGGUUUCAAUCAUCGAGCUCGCUCUAGUGUCUCUCAUUCUGGUCCUGGCCCCAGUCCUCUUCUCACUGGUCCCAGCUCGAAGCCUACUACGGCCCCUGAACCCGGAACUGUCGCGAAGAAGUUCAAGUCUAGGAGACCACUGUCUUUCACUGCUCUUCUUUCGCGCAACUCUAUAGCUUCAAUCAGUUCUGCACAGAGUUCUAAUAAUAUCGCUGGAGAUCGUCACAUGGAUUCUAUUCCACAUUCCGCUUCCCCUGGUCGCGGUCUCUUUGCUCGCAAGUCAAGUGAGACUGUGCGAGACCAAGUGUCCAAGAAAGAAACCUCCAGAACCCAAUCUCACUCAUCCGGUAGAGACUCCCAGUCCAUACUCAGCGAGAGGCCUACUCGAGGUCACUUUCGUCAAGCGGCGUCGAUAGGUUCCAACCCGGUGAAUUACAAAGCAUCCAAGCAGUCCAACACUUCACUCGAACCCAGUGAGAGCUUUAUCUCACGUGUUCGAAGGCUGUCUUCGAGACAAUCACAUCAUAAAACUCCUCCAGCGACACCUAACCGGAAGCGUUUCUCGAUCAUGAGCGGCGCAACACGCACAACACCUUCACAACAUCUUCAAUCUCCACCCACUACUGCAUCCCAGGCUCACUCUGCAGCAUCUACGCCUAGCUCUAAACGAAAUCAUCGAUCUCCCACUGUCAGCGGUAUCACAGCUUCCAACAGUAAGGGGAGUGAAUUGACCGUUAGAGCCGAUUCAGAUGCUGGACGCAAAGCUAGACCUUCUUCGAAAGAUUCGAGCAGCUCGCGUCCUUCUGGUUUGUUACGCGGUUCUAGUUUGCGCAGAAAGUUUUCAACUUCAACCAAUAACAAAGCUUCGGUUGAUGAACCUAAUUUGACUGUCUCUCCGCCAGCUGCACCUCAGUCUAUCACUGAUCACAAUCUGAGUGGAAGUGCGAGUAGCUUGAGUAGUAGUACUGGACCCCGACUUCGUUCUAUGGGCUCAUCUAAACCACCCAAGAGUAAUCCUGCUCUCAGAAAAAGGGUGGCAGCUAGUGUUUCAGCGACAUUAGAAAAUUAUAAAUUAGCCAAUCCUUCUACCCCUUCACAAAGCAUGGAUGACUUUCAACUCGUUUCUCCCAAGUCACCAGAUUUUGAUUUCUCGCCAGAUCCAUCACUUCGUUCACAAUCCAGUCGGUUCAUGAAAUCUGGUGAUUCAACUUAUGCGCCAUAUUCAGAGCCAAUUCCUGAUCAAUCUAUUUUACCUACUAGUACCAUCUCACCUAUCAUACCUAGUACCAUGGGAGGUAUCAAUGCAGCCUUGGGUAGAAGUAACAGUAUGGGGGAAUUGAGGAUUCCUUCAAGGAUCACAUCUCAGCAAGGUCGUUUACACACUGAAUUGAAUCAGAUGAAAGAAUUUGCUAGAGGCAUUGACGACUUGAAAUUGAUGAGGCGAAAUUAUCGUAGACUGAUUGAAUCGACCACCCGAGCCCGAUUGACUUCUGCUACCAGUGAAUCGAGCAUGGCAGCGAGUGACGAGAAUGAACACCCAUCUACAGAGUCACCUAAGAUGUCAUCAGAAGACACUGAAUCAGUUCAGCCGAGUCCACGAGCGCUUGCAAGGAUCUCAUCCAACAUAGCCAGGAUCGAAUUGAAUUAUCGAGAAUGGUGGACGUGUUGUAAUGUAUUGAUAGAUUUAGGAGAAGGUGAAAAGGAUCCGAAAGAAAGAUUUCCACAUGAUCGAAUUCCCACCAGUUCUUCAGAAAGAUUAGGAUCACCCAAAGAAGGAGAACAGGAUUCAGAAGAACAUGAACAUUUUGAGAUUUUAAAGAAUAUGUUUGGACCUGGUGGACCGAUUGAGAAUGAAAGCGUCAAAACCCCACCUAAACAACAAAACGUAUUGAGAGGUGAAAGAUCAUUUGAAAGAACACCGGUAGUGAAAUCUCAAAGGAUCUUGAAGAAUGUUUCAUCUUCUGGUCCAAUCUUGAUGAUGUCACCUGAAACACCUAUAGCUAGAACUUUACCAGAUAGUGAUGGAUUUGUGAUUGAAGAUGAAGAAGAUGAUAAUGAUGGAUCAGUUAAAGGAAAAGAACAUUUAACUAAUCGAAAGUUAUGGGUAGAUAGUCCAAGUGAAGCCAGUAGUGAAGGACAUCAAGAAAGUUUAAGAAUUGAAAAGAAUUUAAGAGGAAAACAUCAUAUCUUGAGAAGAAGUGGUGGAGGUGGUGGUGGUGGUGGGAAUAGUAGUAUUAGAGUUUGUUCUGAAGGAUGUGGAUCGGUUAAUUCUUCGGGUGGAGGAUCUAGAACAUCUAAAUCUUUGAUUAAAUCAUCACCUAUUCCGAUGGUCAAUCAACAACAAUCUAGGAAGAUUAGUUUGAUUAUGAGGAAUGGAAGUGGGAAGAUUAAUGGAGCUGGAUCGGCUAGGAACGCAUUACAAGGUGUGAAAGAUUUCUUGAGAACCUUGAAAGCUAAGAUUCAAGAAGAUAAAAUGAUACGAAAAAAUACGAUCUCAUCCACUUCAUCUAUCUCUGCAAUCUCAUCCAACAGCUCGAUCUUCAUUGAAAUCGAACCCAACACUCAUGAGAUCUUAGACUCAACAUCAAAAGAAGUUUCACCUACACCAUCGAUUUCGUCAUCUUCUUCUUCUUCUUCAUCAUCAUCUGAAGAAGAAUGUUGGGAUGAUCAACUUUUAGACCCUACCCCUAGUACUAGUAAUAUGGGAAUCGGAACUUCUACGGGAAAGAAACGCUUGGCUUUGUCUUCGGAAAGAAUGCCUCAGUUGUUGAGUUAUUUGGCGAUCGUUAGAGAUCAGUGUGAAGCUUGUUUAGAUGAAUUGAAAUCACAAACUGUUUAG
Messenger RNA from Melampsora larici-populina 98AG31, 5067 nucleotides. RefSeq lists its product as uncharacterized. NCBI's taxonomy places the organism in Eukaryota, Fungi, Basidiomycota, Pucciniomycetes, Pucciniales, Melampsoraceae. The record is from RefSeq and is a predicted model, not a curated record. The transcript is spliced from 4 exons. Bases 1 to 5067 code for a protein of 1688 amino acids.